AUGCAACCAAUCGGAAGCCUCUUGGCAAACAAUUUUUCCCGGACAUUCUCAUUAUGUGUACUGUACAUUGGGCUCUGUGUGGCACAAGUUGUAAUUAGAGAGUCCUUUCCCAAUGAUUGCAGCCGAUUCUACGAAACACGUGAGCUGAAAUGUCCGCCGGAAUUUCACUGGAACUCCCAAAGGCAACAAUGUGAUUUGAAAAGUGUCGCCGGCUGUUCCUCUACCUUAACGAUACCGAAUUGGAAUGACGUCGAGGGUAUUAACCCGAUUUCGAACCAAAAACUGGAACCAGAAAAGCAGAAUCUUUCAGGAGUUUGUAACAAGCAACUCGGACAGUUGAUCGCUUAUCCAGGUGAUUGCACCCGCUUCAUUCAGUGUGAUUAUCUGCCCUUUGUGAAGACCUGUCCGCAAUAUCUCUAUUGGAACUCCCAGCUACUUACGUGCGAUAAGAUUUGUGUUUAAUGGCUUUAAAG
Molecule: messenger RNA, 473 nt
Organism: Drosophila ficusphila
Lineage: Eukaryota; Metazoa; Arthropoda; Insecta; Diptera; Drosophilidae
Product: peritrophin-1
Exons: 2
Coding region: 1-462 (153 amino acids)
Cellular component (GO): extracellular region
Molecular function (GO): chitin binding
Source: RefSeq, a predicted model, not a curated record